CCUUCAGCCUCCCCUUACAGUGCUGUUCAGAGCCAGUGGAAGCUGUGGGUGAGGCCCUGCUCCACGUCUUCGAUUGUAGACUGAACACUGAGCCCUGAGGGGUUUGACGUCAGCGCGGUGCACGUUAGUUCUCGUCCCUGCUGGUCGGGGUACGAGUAGGGAGCUGGUCUCACCUAACAGAUGUGUCUGGGACACUCCAGUCUAUUUAUUCUAUCAAUUACACAUAGAUCCAGAUGAGCAUGAUGGAAGUAUGGGGAGGAUACCGGGUGGACAGAGUGCAGGAGAUGAGGUCUGCUGCCCCGGCUGAGGGAUACGUGAAGGAGUUCACACGCCACUCCAACGACGUGCUGCUGAACCUGAACGAACUCCGGCACCGCAACAUCCUGACCGACACCACCCUGGUUGUGGGCAACGUACACCUACGGGCGCACUGCGCUGUGCUCGUGGCCUGCAGUGGGUUCUUCUACUCGCUGUACUCCCGCCGUGUGUUGCUUCAGGGGCGUGAUGGCAGCAGGGAGCAGCUCAUGACCGUGUCUCUCCCCGACACCUUGGAUCCAUCCAGCAUCUCCCUGCUGCUCGACUUCAUGUACACCUCCCGCCUCCCUCUGACGCCGAGCAUCGUCCCCGGGGUGCUCACUGUUGCAACCUACCUGCAGAUGGACCACGUGGCUGAUACCUGCAGGGAUUUCAUGCAGCUGCACUGCAGGGAGAAUAUGAGUGCAAGACACCCUCAACUGGAGCUGGACUCCAGGGUGUCUGUAGCCUCUGUAGCCCCCAAAGGAGGGGACCUGCCCAAUCCAGGACCUCAGAGAUUAAACCCAACAGCGGUGGCAACAAGGGUCCCUGCGGAGGUCAGGGGCUCUCUCAAGCCAGGGGCUUUCCCGACCUGCCAGCUUGGGUCAAAGGAGCAGAAAGGAGAGCCUGAGUCGCCCUUCAUGGGCACCCCGACUCCAUCUCCAGACAGCCCUGCCCGCUCCAGCUGCCAACCAAACUCUCCAGCAGAAUCCAACACCUGCAACAAAAACCUUGUGAGUGAUGUCAAAGCCACGCCAGACCCAAAGGCUUGCAAUUGGAAAAAAUACAAGUACAUUGUCCUCAACCCUCUCUGUGCAGCCACUACAGUGAAGGAAGAGGAGAUGGAGGAACCGCAAAAUCACACAUCACCUAUGGCUGACAGGAUGGACUUGACACCCAGAGCACCAACAGAGGCGUGGUCUGGAGAGGUGCCUGGUCAGAUUGAUAGACAGGGGCAGGCCUCCUGCUACGAGGGUUCUGGCCGAGCCCCUCCCCUCGGGCCACCCCCCUCUGUGGAUCACCCAACAGUGCCUCCCACUCACAAGGAGGGAACAGUCUCACCCUGCACCAUUUUCCCCAACCUGCACCCUACUGAUCCAGAAGCUGCCCAGCAUGCAAUCAAGCGUGAGAACUGCUAUAUGCCCUACUGUUAUUCAGGCAACCUUCAAGGAACCAAGACUGUCUGCUCAGGCGACAAGCCAUACCGCUGUAAUGUGUGCGGCGCCCAGUUCAACCGACCGGCCAACCUGAAGACUCACUCUCGCAUCCACUCAGGAGAGAAGCCUUACCGCUGUGACACCUGUGGCGCACGAUUUGUUCAGGUUGCCCAUCUGAGGGCCCACGUUCUGAUCCAUACAGGGGAGAAGCCUUACCCCUGCAACACCUGUGGCACCCGCUUCCGCCACCUGCAGACCCUGAAGAGCCAUCUGCGCAUUCAUACUGGAGAGAAGCCGUACACUUGUGAGAAGUGUGAGCUUCACUUCCGCCACAAAAGUCAGCUGCGUCUUCACCUGCGCCAGAAACACGGGGCCGUCACCAACACCAAGAUCCGCUACAAGGUCCUGACCGAGCCCUACCAGCCUAUUCUGCAGGACUGCUGAAGAGGCCUGACCUUUGACUCAUUAAACCCUACCAGCAUGCUGGUUAGAAUAAUAUCUGAAUAUCUAAAUCUGUCAGAAAAUGUGAAUGAAUUGACUUCAGUGAUUUUAAAUUAUUAGCACCUGGUGUUUGAAUAUGAGGUGGCCAUUUAACUAACUUUAACAGACUAGUUAGAUGACCAGCUUGGACAUCAUGUAAAUUAAAACGGAUUCCAUUUGGAGAGAGAGAUGGCCAUUUACAAAUAACCUUUAGCAUCAAUAUGUUGUCGGAUGAGGUUUGGAGCUUGGAGCUAACGUAACGCACUUAUUAGUAUGAAUCUAGAAGGUUCAUUAGAAAUCCUGGGUGGCUUUUCUGAGAUGGAGAUGAUGUUAAGAAAAGUGUCUUUGAAGGUUUGUGAAGGGACAGAAGGAAGUGAACGAGACAUGAAAGGAAAGUAAAAAAUAUGGAUGAAUUGGGAUGUGUGUACACUGAAUUUUGAAGAAGUAUGAGUAUGUGAACGAAAGAUAAAGCAGGUUUUAUGAAGGACAGGUGGAGAAUUUUGGAGUUUUUGGAGUUAAUUAAAUUCUAACGUUUGUUUUAAGCCUGGAGAAGCACUUAAUCAGUGUUAAGUUACUGAAAUCUUCUUCUUAAAUGUGUAUUUAACUCAGAUUUAUCUUAACCUUGAGGCCUGGGGCCUGCAUGUUCUUUAAAAAACAAAACAAAGUAUGCAGUGACUUCUGCUUUUAUGGUCCAAGCAGGCAAAGGACUUAGUUGUCUUGUACUGAGUAUAAAGUAUAGAAAUGAAAUGAUGUAUUGUUUUCUGACAUGAGCAAUUUAAAUGAGAAGACUGUAAGCAAUUGGAUAAUUAAUAAUAAUGUGUAUGAGUUCAUUUGCUGGACAAAGAUGGUUUUGUACAAUUUAAAUUAAAUCAUUUUUAUAUCAAUUGGU
Siniperca chuatsi (mandarin fish) is the source of this 2820-nucleotide messenger RNA. It is a transcript of the gene bcl6b, whose product is annotated as BCL6B transcription repressor. Lineage: Eukaryota; Metazoa; Chordata; Actinopteri; Centrarchiformes; Sinipercidae. Gene Ontology annotation, biological process: regulation of transcription by RNA polymerase II. Gene Ontology annotation, cellular component: nucleus. The transcript has 12 exons. Bases 234 to 1895 code for a protein of 553 amino acids. Gene Ontology annotation, molecular function: DNA-binding transcription factor activity, RNA polymerase II-specific; RNA polymerase II cis-regulatory region sequence-specific DNA binding; protein binding. The record is from RefSeq and is a predicted model, not a curated record.